Molecule: messenger RNA, 894 nt
Organism: Lactuca saligna
Lineage: Eukaryota; Viridiplantae; Streptophyta; Magnoliopsida; Asterales; Asteraceae
Source: the annotation of a GenBank genome assembly
AUGGAGUCCACGACUUUAUCAUCUUCUUCUUCUUCUACCAGUCAUGAUGAUCAACAUCCACAUCCUGAUGAUCAUGUGACUCAAUCGGCAGCUGAGGAUUCCUUUGGUUUCGAGCAUCUUCAAAUUAAUGCUUACGGUGGUUCUCAUACGCAACAGUUGAUACCGGAGUCUGCGGAAAUUGAUGACGAGGAUCUACAAGAAGAAGAAGAAGAAGACGAUGAUGAUGAGGCGGAGGAAGGUGAUUUUACGUUUAUGUGCAUAGGUGAUAACGAUUCAGCGAUUACCGAGGACGUUGAAGGCGGCCAGAUCCGGCCGGUGUUUCCUCUAUUUGAUCAGACUCUGCUAUCAGGCAGUGAGUACGAUGAAGGAAGACGCCGGUUGCCGAUUUCUGCUCAGGUGGAUAAGGUUUUCAUUGAAUCGCCUCGACUAUCUCCGUCGUCAGGAAAUGAAGAGACCGACGGAAUGGCUACGGGAACGUUCUGCUCUUUGUCAAAAGAGUCGGACAACGGCACGAAGGAAAUGAAUCUGAAGAGCAACUCCACCGGAUUCUCGAAGCUGUGGAGAUUCAGAGACAAAAUGAAUCGGAGCAACAGCGAUGGGCGUGACGCAUUCGUCUUCCUAGAUGGUCCCGAUCGCACAACAACGUCGGAGUCAAAAGCCGACGCCUUCGACCGAUCAAAUGUCAAAGUCAACGCCGCCGGAAAGGAAAAAGUUGUUAAAAAGGUAUCGAAGGCAAAAAAGGGAACUGCAUCAGCACAUGAGGUGUACUUGAAGCAAAAAGUAGGGCAGACGGAAGAAGAACGGCGGCGGUCGUACCUACCCUACCGGCCGGGAGUAAUGGGGUUUUUCACGAAUGUGAACGGUGGUUUAAGCAAAAAUGUGCACCCCUUCUAA